Messenger RNA from Mesitornis unicolor (brown roatelo), 658 nucleotides. Its product is annotated as Bardet-Biedl syndrome 7 protein homolog. The annotation marks the transcript as partial. Gene Ontology annotation, cellular component: axoneme; membrane; neuron projection. Gene Ontology annotation, biological process: intracellular protein localization; cilium assembly; intracellular transport. The transcript is spliced from 6 exons. NCBI's taxonomy places the organism in Eukaryota, Metazoa, Chordata, Aves, Mesitornithiformes, Mesitornithidae. The record is from RefSeq and is a predicted model, not a curated record.
AUGAGGCUUCUGCCUGCAUCGGGGCGAAAGGCGACGCAGAAGGUGGUUGUUGGAGAUCAGGAUGGGGUCAUUACAUGUUUUGGCAUAAAAAAAGGAGAAGCUGUGCCAGUGUUCAAGACACUGCCAGGCCAAAAAAUUGCAAGGUUGGAGUUGGGAGGAGCUCUUAAUACACCACAAGAGAAAAUUUUUGUGGCUACAGGAUCAGAAGUUAGAGGUUUCACAAAAAGAGGGAAGCAGUUUCUUUCGUUUCAAACUAACCUCACUGAAAACAUCAAAGCUAUGCAUAUUUCAGGAGCAGACCUCUUUCUCUGUGCAAGCUAUAUCUAUAACCAUUACUGUGACUGCAAAGACCAACACUACUACCUAUCAGGAGAUAAAAUCAGUGAUGUGCUCUGCCUUCCCGUAGAUAAAGUGAAUUGCAUUACACCGGUACUUGCAUGUCAGGAUAGAGUCCUCAGAGUUUUACAGGGAUCUGAUUUACUGUAUGAAGUAGAAGUUCCUGGACCACCUACUGUUCUUGCUUUAAACAAUGGAAGUGGGGGUGAUUCUGGAGAAGAAAUAGUGUAUGGAACUUCUGACGGUAAACUGGGACUUGUCCAGAUUACUGGUUCCAAGCCUAUAACUAAGUGGGAAAUUGGAAAUGAGAAAAAGAGAGGUG